Molecule: messenger RNA, 2814 nt
Organism: Moesziomyces antarcticus
Lineage: Eukaryota; Fungi; Basidiomycota; Ustilaginomycetes; Ustilaginales; Ustilaginaceae
Product: carboxylic acid transport protein
Exons: 9
Coding region: 1-2814 (937 amino acids)
Biological process (GO): transmembrane transport; carboxylic acid transport
Cellular component (GO): plasma membrane
Molecular function (GO): carboxylic acid transmembrane transporter activity
Source: RefSeq, a predicted model, not a curated record
AUGCCCGUAGCUACCGAACCGGCGCGGGAGCUCUGCGUUCUGAUAGAGAAUCGACUGGAUCUCAGACUGCAGGAUGCGCAUGCGGAAGGGCCCGGAUUCUACCAACUUGCGCCGUCGACGCGCGAGUCGCUGCUACGCAUCUCGCUCGUCCAGUCCAAGGUCAAGCGGGACUGCGCUGCAGUUGCCUUUGUAUUCGACGUGACGCUCAGCCUCUUCCCCGCGCUCACUUGGUCGGUGCAGAGCGUUUACACGGGCUCGUCGGCACCUGCUUCGAGCGCGGUGGAUCUCCCGUCGCCUCAGCUGUUUGUGCCGUUCCACUUCCUGCUUUUCAACCUCUCGGAUCUGCUCGGCCGGACACUGCCGAGCGUAGGGUCCCGCGCGCUCAUCUGCUACACAUCGCGCUCGUUUAGUCCAAGUUCAGUUGGCACUGUGCCGCAGUCGUAUUCGGUGUCCUCAGCACAUCGCGACUCCGCCCAAAUGAUCGUGGCAUCCUUAGGAUGCGAACGCAUGGUUUCAAAGCGGGAGGACAAAGACGAAGCGGCGGGCGGCGGGCGGUAUGCGCAUUUCUCCGCCGUUGCAUUGUUCAGCAUUCCGACGCUCGAUUGCGAUGCUUUGAUUGAAGACCCGCCAAAAGCUGUCAACUCGAAUUUGAAGCUAUUGCACGCUGCCAGGUGGCUGAUGCUCGUAUUCAUGCCUCCGCUCCGCUGGAACGGCGGAUACAUCCGCCUCUGCUCGAUUGCCUCGUCUGUCUUCACCUUUGCCACCGAGCCUCAUUCCAUUUGGGUGGCAUUGCCCUCGAGACCGAGCUCCUCGGGUGUCCGUGCAAUCAAGUUCAUCCCUGCAUCCGAGUUCUUGGCAUCCCAUCCGAAUACAAGGGCAGCGGCCAUUUCAAGUAGCUCUAUCUCCGUCUCUCCUGCCCACCCCCAUCUACCACCAUUGGAUUCCACCAUGACUGAAGCCAAGAAGGGUGUCCUCGCACAGGGUGUGCAAAACUUUACGGAUCUCUUCCACUGGAAGGUUCGCUCGGUCACCAUCGACGAAAAUGGUGAAGAGGAAGUCACCUGGGAGAGGCCUCAGCGACCUCCCAACCCGUUCCGCCUGCUGGGUAUGCUCGGCAUGGCGGGCUGGGGUGCCUACCUAAUCGGGUUCUCGGCCUGGACCGCAGACGCCUUCGACUUCCAUGCCCUUUCGAUCCAGACCACCAAGCUCUCGAAGCACUUUGAUGUUUCCAAGACCCGAGUCACCGAGGCCAUCACCCUCACGCUACUCCUCCGUUCGGUCGGCGCAGCCAUUUUUGGCAUGUGCUCCGACUACUUUGGACGCAAAUAUCCGCUCGUUCUCAACAUGUGGGCUCUCGGUGCUCUUCAGGUCGCUUCCAUCUACUGCACCACCUUCAACCAGUUCCUCGCCGUCCGUGCAAUCUUUGGAUUAUGCAUGGGGGGUGUGUACGGCGGUGCUGCCAGCAUGGCGCUGGAGAGCAUUGAUUCCGAAGCAAGAGGUCUUUUCAGCGGUAUCUUCCAGCAAGGAUACAGUUUUGGAUACGUUUUGGCGGCCUGCGUCAAUCUCGGAGUCGGCGGCGCGGUUUCGACCUGGCCGAUCAUGUUUUGGGUCGGAGCAGGCUUCAGCUUUGCUGUAGGCUUCCUCAGGCUCCUCUGGCCCGAGUCCAAGCAGUUCAUCGAGGCCCGAAAGGCGUCCAAGGGCUCCGGCACCAAGAACUUCCGCAAAUCUUUCGGUGCGAUGCUUAAGAAGGAGUGGAAGACCUGUGUCUUCGCCAUCAUUUUGAUGAGCUGGUUCAAUUACUUCAGCCACACGAGUCAGGACAGCUACACCACUUUCAUGCUUUCCGGCAAGCAGCUGAACAACACUGCGGCAUCAAGAGCAUCGAUUCUGAUGAAGACCGGCGCCUGUGUCGGUGGAACGAUCUGGGGCUACAUGUCGCAGUGGAUCGGACGACGACGCGCGAUGAUCUUGGCCUGCAUUGCAUGCUGCUGUCUCAUCCCUGCUUGGGUGCUUCCUACUUCCGAGUCUGGUCUCGAAGCCGGCGGCUUUUUGCUUCAGGCUUGCGUGCAGGGCGCGUGGGGUGUGGUUCCCAUCUACCUGUCCGAGAUCUCGCCGCCUGCAUUCCGUGCCAUCUUCGUUGGCCUGACCUACCAGCUCGGCAACGCCAUCUCGUCGCCUUCGACCCAGCUCAUCAACUACCUCUCGGAAAACAACUUCAUCCGCGCUCCCAACGGCAAGAUCGUCGAGGCGUACGGUCCGGUCAUGGCCAUUGCCACUGCCAUCAUUGCGAUCGGCCUGGCACUCACCGCCUCCGUGGGCCCCGAGAAGAAGGGCGCCAGGUUCGAGCGUGCCGCCGCUGCCACCGCCGACGCUCAGCCCCAGCUUCCCGUUCACAGCAAGAAUGUGGACGACGAGGAGGAAAAGUCUGUGGACCUCACUCAGACCCACACCUACCUCUCCAACAAGACUUGGUUGAUGCUGCUGCGGUUGCUCUGCCUUCCUCUCCUGCCAUCAUCACCCUUCCUCCAAGGCUCGUCGCGCUCGCUCAUUCAAAAGCACCAACCUAGUUUGAAGCGCUCGAAUGAGGAUGGACACGUAUCGCAAGGCUUCAUCGAAGCACGCCGCAAUGAUGCGGAGGAUGAGCUUCCGCUCAAGCGUUGCGAGGAUGCGCACGAGAGCUGGAUCAUUGGUGGGGCCAUCGACCUGGCCAGUGCAAAGCGGGCCACCAAUGAGAAACCCCGAACGAGCACGACUGAGCCAUUUCGGUUGCGCAAGCUCGGAGGCUACACUUCCGCUGCUAAUGGCUCCGCGUGA